Messenger RNA from Aspergillus calidoustus, 1086 nucleotides. NCBI's taxonomy places the organism in Eukaryota, Fungi, Ascomycota, Eurotiomycetes, Eurotiales, Aspergillaceae. The record is from the annotation of a GenBank genome assembly.
AUGGGUGAUUCUGGAUCCAAUCAAGAGGUCAAACAUGGAUUCAAGGACGAAUUCAUUGCCCUGAGCAAGCCUGAUCCUGAAUAUGCUGCAUUGUUCGGUGAAGACUCGCCCGAGUCUGGUGGUUUCACCACUGGCCCCAUCGACGCACUUCGCGACUUUCACUUCAACUUCGAAAAGCAGAUGUACGAUAAGACUCCAACACUCGAAACGAAGGAAUCGGUCCGCAAUAUCUGCAUGCGCGAUGGAUUCGAAAGCGAGAUCCGUAUCAUCAGGCCCUCCUUUCCUCCCGACGAUGGAAGCCCUCUGAUCGUUCUGAUAUUCAGUGGCGGUUUCUUAGUCGGCACAAACAUGCAGAAUGUGCCCUUUGCGCGGGCCCUCACUUCUCUGUACAACGCGACAACCAUCAGUAUAUCCUACCGUCUUGCGCCUGAGUACGCUUUCCCCACGGCUGCCAACGAUGUCUGGGACUCGCUCCACUGGAUUGCACAACACGCAACUCUGCUCGGCGCCGAUCCCUCCAAAGGUUUUAUUAUCGGCGGUCUUUCAGCGGGAGGCAACCUGACCACUGUAACGGCCCAGCGCGCCGUGAAGGCAAAGCUGUCCCCACCAUUGACCGGUAUAUGGGUUUCGAUUCCUGUAGUCACUGCGAACUUAGAUGGUAUUCCCGAAAAGUACCGUGAGGAUUGGGUGUCAAGGGCGCAAAACAUCAACUCUCCAGUCCUGGACCCGUCCGAUGUCGAGAAUUGCCGAAUCGCAUACAAGCCUGACUUGUCGUCUGAGGACUUCUCGCCUUUCGUGCAUCAAGACAUCGUCCCUCAGAUACCCCCUGCUUAUAUUCAGGUCGCCGGUUUGGAUUGUUUGCGCGACGACGGGCUGAUCUACGAGCGGUACCUUAGAGACCACGGGGUGAAGACACGACUGGACGUUUAUCCUGGUGUUCCUCAUUGCCAUCACGUUUUCCAUCCCGAUUUGGCGCUCUCAAAGAAGUUUCGGGCGGACAUUCCAAUAGGUAUCGGUUGGUUGUUGGGGCGAGAGGUGACUGAGGGGGAGGUCACUAAGGUCGCUGGGGCGGUGUUAGGCUUGUAG